AUGGAAGCAUUAUCGUGUAUUAUUCAUAAGGCUUUUGAUUCGAGGAAACUUAAGGGGAUAAACCUUCCUAAUGGGGGACCGGCGAUUUCGCACCUUUUCUAUGCCGAUGAUGCAUUGAUUGUGGGGGUUUGGGAGGAGGAGAACAUUAUAAUGGUGGCUAGAAUUUUGAGAGUGUUUUAUGCGUGUUCGGGCCUAAAGAUCAAUAUUCACAAAUCGAAUCUCUUUGGUGUAGGCGUUGAGGAGAACGACAUUGGUAGCAUGGCUUCGGUUGUGGGUUGUAAAAAAGGGGAUAUCCCCUUUAAGUACUUGGGAAUACCUUUGGGUGCAAACAUGAACAGAGUGAAUAAUUGGGAGCCGGUAGUUUCGAUUUUUAAAAAUCGUCUUGUUUCUUGGAAAGCUCAUACUCUUUCUAUUGGGGGUUGA
Messenger RNA from Helianthus annuus (common sunflower), 423 nucleotides. RefSeq lists its product as uncharacterized. The record is from RefSeq and is a predicted model, not a curated record. The coding region runs from base 1 to 423 and encodes 140 amino acids. NCBI's taxonomy places the organism in Eukaryota, Viridiplantae, Streptophyta, Magnoliopsida, Asterales, Asteraceae. The transcript has a single exon.